[Candida] anglica is the source of this 1396-nucleotide messenger RNA. The record is from the annotation of a GenBank genome assembly. NCBI's taxonomy places the organism in Eukaryota, Fungi, Ascomycota, Pichiomycetes, Serinales, Debaryomycetaceae.
UCCCCAUUCAACCACACCGACAUACAGGCCGACACACAUCUCUGAAAAUAUGUCGCCAAACGUUGACGUUACCCCUAUUCGUAAUCCCUUGGAUGUUUCAGCCCUUGAGAAAUUUCUAUCAAGAUCACAAUCGCCAGCUCCAUUAGCUACGCAAGCAUCCACCAAAACCCCAACUAUUUGCACUCUUGGGCCGUCUGUGACAUCAUGGCCACCUCCAUUUAUGAAGGCACCCUUUACCGUCAAGCAGUUUAAAUUUGGUCAGUCAAAUCCAACUUAUUUUGUCACAGACGCAAAUUCUAGAUACUUUGUCUUGAGAAGAAAACCUUCACCUAACAACAAGUUAGUUUCCAGAUCGGCCCAUGCUAUUGAACGUGAGUUUUUCAUGUUACGAGCAAUCAACAUAUGUAAUGAACAAACCGAAAAAGCAGGUGGCCCGGCCUCUAGACUAGUCCCUGUGCCAAAAGUCCACCUUCUCUGUGAAGACGAGUCAGUUCUUGGAUAUGUAUUCUAUCUCAUGGAAUUUGUAGAUGGCAGACAAUUAAAGAAUCCUUCUAUGCCUGGGAUGCCUCAAGAUGAACAGAACCGCCAUUGGCAGGGAAUUAUGGAAACCAUUACCGCUAUCCAUUCUUUGGAUGCAAAGACCCUAUCAGAUGAACUUCCAGCAUCCCACUUCCCACAAUUUCAACCAGAGAAACUUUUCAAAACUGGUGGACAAUCAUAUUUCCAACGUCAGGCACGGACUCUUUCCUCGGUGGAAGCACUUCAGACCAAAACCGUAGACCCCAUACCAUCCUUUGGACCCCUCUGUCAAUGGGUCCUUGAGAAUGGUCCGCGUGAUCCAGAUACGCCUACACUCAUCCAUGGGGACUUUAAGAUUGACAAUGUUAUCUUCCACCCAACUGAACCUAGAGUAGUUGCGGUAUUGGACUGGGAAUUGUGUACUUUUGGUCAUCCAAUUUUCGAUUUGGCAAAUUUCUUGCAACCAUUCCAAUUGCCCAACCAGCUUAAUCUCUUGCUCUACAAGCCUGAUGUUACCGAGAUGGGAAUUGAACAGCCAGGGAGUUUAGAAGCAGUUCACGAUAAGCUUCGGUUGUACCGGGAAGUCUUGGGCCAUGAUUGGAGUGACCACGAUAAAACUAACAACCCAGUAGAUAAUUGGGACGUAGGAUUUGUGUUUGGAUUGCUUAGAUUGUGUGUAAUUUCACAGGGGAUUGCCAUGCGUGUAAAGCGUGGUAGUGCUAGUUCUGGUGAAGCAAGUGGAUAUGCCCGAAUGUAUCCACUCCUCUCGAAACUUGCCGUUGAGUACGUUAAGAAUAGUAAGAAGGGUAAAACGAGCUCGGUGAGAUUAUAAGGUUUAUAGUUUAAUAUAACUGAUACUCAAAAAAAAAAAAAAGGU